ACAACAAAUUCUCACAUUGAUUUGGAUGCGAAAUGUUUACUAAUUUUUCCUCUGUUUAAUUAGAGUGAUUUUUUUUAAUUCUCACUUUGAUUAGUUGAUUUUUCUUUAUUCUCUUUAAGUGCUAACUGUAAUUUCUUAGUGAAAAUGUCCUCAUCUCAAGAAGAACCAGUUCUACUUCGGUGUUACAAUGUUGCCUGUGGUAAAACUUAUUCUGAAUCGGACAAUUCAGAUGAUUCUUGUAUCCAUCAUUCAGGUCACCCUGUUUUCCAUGAUGCUUUCAAAAGUUGGUCUUGCUGCUCAAAACGUACAACUGAUUUCACUGAAUUUCUUAAUUUUCCCGGUUGCUCUCGAGGUCGACACAGUAACGUUAAACCAGAACCAGCGACCAAAUCAUCGGAUAACAAUUCAAUGGAAUCUGCGAUUCAAGAAAUACUUAAUAAACCAAUUAACCUUAACGAACCUAUCGAAAGGCCUCCUGAGGAUAGUCCAUUGGUCACUUUACCAGUAAAAAUCUUACCCACUCUACAAAAUCAACUGGACAAAUUGAUGGGACAAGUUAAUCUUGAGCAAAAAGAUCUGACAGAAUCACCUGAUAAUAGUAAAAUCGAAAUAGGUACAAUUUGUAAGAACAAUGGAUGUAAGAAAAGUUUCAAUGGACCUGAAACCAACCAAGAAGAAUGUCUAUUCCACCCUGGUGUUCCGAUCUUUCAUGAGGGUAUGAAAUAUUGGAAUUGCUGUAAGAAAAGGACAACCGAUUUUGAAACUUUUCUAUCACAAGAAGGAUGUCAAUCAGCUAAUCACCUUUGGAAUAAAGUGAAACCCAAACACGAUUCAGAAGAAUCAAGGAGAACCUCUUGUCGAUACGAUUGGCAUCAAACAGGAAAAGAAGUUGUUUUAUCAAUCUACUCUAAACUACCAUUGCCCGAUAAAUGCCUAAUCAAAGCAAAUCCAGUUAAAUUAGAAGUGAAAAUCACAUUUAGCGGACAAGAAGAAAAAUUAUUCAUACACAAUUUCAUCCUCCACAAUGUGAUAGAAGUUGAACAAAGUUCAGUUGAAUUUACUCCAUCUAAAGUUGAAAUUUGUCUGAGGAAAUCGGACAAAUCGCAUUGGAAAAGACUUGAAUUGGAUCGUUAGAAAAUGAGUAAGAAUAAUUUGCAAUUAAUGAAGAGUAAACCAUUUGAUUGAUCCACUGAGAAAAUGAAACAAAUAUAAAGCAAAUGAAAUCAAAUUAGACUUUUAUUUAUUGAUCAAAUCAACAAUGAAUAUUUAGCUUGAAAGAAA
This is a messenger RNA of Panonychus citri (citrus red mite), 1281 nucleotides long. RefSeq names its product cysteine and histidine-rich domain-containing protein 1-like (gene mora). The transcript has 2 exons. Lineage: Eukaryota; Metazoa; Arthropoda; Arachnida; Trombidiformes; Tetranychidae. The record is from RefSeq and is a predicted model, not a curated record. Bases 145 to 1134 code for a protein of 329 amino acids.